AUGAGCGAUUCUGAAUCCGAUGCCGGUGAGCUGGAAAAGGGAGUGGAGCAUUUCAAUGGACCGGUGGAAAAUGCGUGGCUGAUGAAAAUUCCCGAGUUCAAACCCGAAGACAACCCCAAUGGGCUGGUGGAGGAGAGUUCGUUUUCAUGUCUGUUUCCAAAGUAUCGCGAAAAGUACGUCAAGGAAUGCUGGCCACUGGUCGUUAAGGCGCUCGGGACACACCACAUCAAGGCCGAUCUGGAUCUCAUCCUUGGUAACAUGACCGUGCGGACCACUCGCAAAACGUGGGACCCAUUCAUCAUCAUCAAAUCGCGCGAUCUCAUCAAACUGUUGUCCCGAUCGGUACCGUUCGAACAGGCGGUAAAAGUGCUCGAGGAUGAAAUUAGCUGCGAUAUCAUCAAAAUCAAAAACCUCGUACGCAACAAGGAGAAGUUUGUUAAACGCCGCAGUCGACUGAUUGGACCGAAUGGCUGUACACUGAAAUCGCUGGAAUUGCUAACGAAUUGUUACGUGCUGGUGCAGGGUGCCACUGUUUCGGCGAUCGGGCCUUAUAAGGGUCUCCAGUGCGUCCGGAAGGUGGUGGAAGAAACGAUGAAAAACAUUCACCCGAUCUACAACAUCAAAGCGCUGAUGAUAAAGCGCGAGCUGAUGAAGGAUGAAAAUCUGCAGGAGGAAAAUUGGGAACGUUUUCUGCCCCGGUUCCAGUCGAAGAACACUUCCAAACGGAGCAAACCGAAGGUGGUCAAGAAGAAGAAGGAGUACACACCUUUCCCACCACCGCUGCAGGAAAGCAAGAUCGACAAACAGUUGGCUUCCGGUGAGUACUUCCUCACCGAUGAGCAAAAACGGUCCAAAAAGCGGCAGGAACAGGUGGCCAAGGAGAAACGCAACGCCGUUGUGCAGAAGCAACGUCGCGAACAGGACUUUGUCGCACCGGAGGAAACGAGCAAAAGAUCGAACGGUGCCGCCAACACGUCCGACAAACUCGACGUAAAAUCGUUGAAAAGUAAAAUUGCAAAAGCCAACAAACGGGCCGGCAAAGACAAAGUGAGCACGGUUAAGAAAAGUAACAAAAAGUGA
Molecule: messenger RNA, 1080 nt
Organism: Anopheles marshallii
Lineage: Eukaryota; Metazoa; Arthropoda; Insecta; Diptera; Culicidae
Gene: dbe
Product: KRR1 small subunit processome component homolog
Exons: 1
Coding region: 1-1080 (359 amino acids)
Cellular component (GO): small-subunit processome; nucleolus
Molecular function (GO): RNA binding
Source: RefSeq, a predicted model, not a curated record